AUGUUGACUCCUUUAAUGCAAUGCAACGAGUAUUUUUUGUGUGUAAAACAGUUUGGUGAAAAGAAAGAUAAAUAUCUGAAGCAACAGCAAGGAAUUUCAUGCGUUCUUAAAGGAAAGAAGAGCGCCUGGGUAAUAGACUUAAGAAGAAAGCUUUUUGAUAUUGUCUUUGUUCAUAAAUUAAAAGAAUUAUUUAUGAGAAAAUAUCCUUUCGAAGAAGUUGCAAACACUGAAGAACUUUUAAUUCCUUCAAAAAUUGAUUCUUGCAAAUAUUGCGACUUAUAA
Molecule: messenger RNA, 282 nt
Organism: Clunio marinus
Lineage: Eukaryota; Metazoa; Arthropoda; Insecta; Diptera; Chironomidae
Source: the annotation of a GenBank genome assembly